Messenger RNA from Aphis gossypii (cotton aphid), 4989 nucleotides. It is a transcript of the gene Glg1, whose product is annotated as Golgi apparatus protein 1. The record is from RefSeq and is a predicted model, not a curated record. NCBI's taxonomy places the organism in Eukaryota, Metazoa, Arthropoda, Insecta, Hemiptera, Aphididae. Gene Ontology annotation, molecular function: fibroblast growth factor binding. Gene Ontology annotation, cellular component: Golgi membrane. The transcript is spliced from 17 exons. The coding region runs from base 543 to 3818 and encodes 1091 amino acids.
CACUGUCCGUCGUCGGUAUGAGAUAACGACACGACAACGAUAAUUUUUAAUUUUGGAUCAGCUCAGUCGUCGACUCGUCGUCAUCACGAUCAGCAGUGAUACUGUGUCACUGUGAUAGUACGCACUCGAGUACGAUAGAUUAUUAUUAUUCUGGAUUCGUGGGCCGUGGUGGUUGUUAUUAUUGUCGUGACGGCUAUCGGAUAUAACAACAAUAAUAAUCUUAACAAUACGAUGACGACGAUGGCAAUGAUAACGAGUGAUACGAAAUAACAAGACAAACUGCGUGCCGGCGACGAUCCGCGUUAUUACUGAUAAGAACCGUCCGUACUUACAUUAACACCUCACUCGGUGACGAUUCAAACGAGUCGCAUUGUCGUCGCCGUUUCCGCCGAUCGACAGCAAUAGUCGCCGUAAUCGUGCGUUGUUUCUGCGUGCCGACAAGCCGGAAGUGACAGCGCCGUCAUGUCGUCCGCAAGACAUCAUUCACGACUAUCGACUAGUCGCCUCCAGUGAUCCGCCCCCUUUGCGCUCCACAAGUAACCAUGGCCCGGCCCGUCGUCGUCACUUCGGUCCUGCUGCUGCUGUUAUGCGCCGUCCGUGCAUCCGCUCUCGACUCGUUGUUGGCCGAACCGUCAUGCGUCGAUUACUUGAAAUUGAGAUGUGCCAACGCGGGCACUGCAGCGGUGUCCAAACUCGACAUCCUGGAAUGCAUACAGCUUUAUGAGGAUUCAGAUUUUUCGGGUAACUGCCCAAAAGCCAUUUGGACUCAUUUAAAAAAGUUUAUGGCAAAAGAAAAUCUUCGAGCUGUACUAUGGCCAAAAUGUAGAUAUGAAAUUGAAAAACUCAAUUGUGAACGAGAUAAAAAUUGGUUUGGUUGCAUAGUUGACAAAAAACAAGGCAUCAGGAAUAAUGACUGCCUUCAUUUAAUAAUGCGAAUCGAAAAUAUAGCAUUUUCUGAUUUUAGACUUAUCACAAAUUUUUCAAACUCAUGUCAGGAUGAUAUAAACAAAUUUCAUUGUUACAAUAUUUCCGUCACAGAUACACUGUAUCGAGGACGUGUAUUGGAAUGCCUUCAAUCCAACAUAGACAAGCUUUCUCCAAAGCAAUGUUUACCUUUGGUUUAUAAGCUAUCUGAGUGGCAAGCAGAUAAUAUAAAAUUUGAUUACUCUCUUCAUAUGGCAUGCUUAAAAGACAAAGAGAAACUAUGUGCUGACAUUCCAACUGGUAGUGGUUUGGUUUACAACUGUCUUGCUGGACAUAUUGGUAGUGGUCAAAUGUCACUUCCGUGCCAAAAUCAACUCUGGAGGAGAGAGAAAUUGAUUUCUGGUAAUAUUAGAGUCAGUAAAGGAUUAACUAGAGCAUGUAGAGAAGACAUCCGUACAUACCGUUGCCGAAGAUUAGUAUCUGAUGACAAGGACGUACGUUUAGCACAACUUCUGUUGUGUUUAGAAAAUGCUAUACAUAAUGGCAGUAAAGUAUCCUCUGAUUGUCAAUUUGAAUUGAUGGAACAUCGAAAAUUAUUACUCCAAAAUCAUCAUUUAUCACCAGAGGUUGUUUCAACUUGCUCUAAUGAUAUUGAAAAAUAUUGUAGAAAUAAUGAAGUAAGCAGACGAACAAUUCAUUGUUUAAUGGACCAUUCUAAGCCAUCACGCCAAAAAAAUCGAAUAGAUAAGGCUUGUCAAAAAUCAUUACAAAAGCUUAUGCGCAUUACAAAUAUUGGCGAAGACUGGAGAGUAGAUCCUGUACUCCAAGAAAUGUGUCAGUCUGAAGUUGAUAAAUAUUGCUCUGAUAGACCUCCUGGUUAUAACAGGGUGAUAUCUUGUUUGUUGGAAAAAUUAUUUGUGGGAUUAGUCCAAGAUAAAUGCAAGAACGCGUUACUGCCUGUUCAAUAUUUUAUUAAUCGUGAUUUCACAUUAGACCCUGCAUUAUAUCAAGCAUGUUAUUCAGAUGCAUCUAGAAUAUGCAAAGCUACUGGAGAUUGGAUAAAAGAAUCAAAAGAAAACUUGAUUUUGCCAUGUCUUACUCAGUACUAUCGACCUUUUACAUCAUCUUCAACUGGAGCAAAAUAUAAAUUAAAACCAAAAUGUAAAGAUCAAGUACGAAAAGUAAUGAUACAACGAGCUAUCAGUGUAGAUCUAAAUCCAGAAAUUGCCGAAGCAUGUAUUAAAGAUCUUCCAAAUUUUUGUCACAAAAAAACUGGUGUCGGAGAAGAAAUGCUCUGUUUACAAGACCACUUCACCAACAAAAAGAUGACCAAAGAAUGUAAAGAAUCGAUUAGUCGGUGGACAGAAGCACAAGCUGAAGACAUUCAGUUAAACCCUGUUAUUAGAUUACAUUGUAAACCAUUCAUUCAACAAUUUUGUUCGGCUGAACUUUUAUCUAAAGAUGAAGUAGGUAAAAAUGAUGUUAUGGAUUGUUUGAUCAAAAAUAAAAACAAUCCAGAAAUGAAAACAGAAUUAAAAUGUCGUGCUGCUGUGGAACAUUUUCAGUUGAUAUCUAUGAAUGAUUACCGUUUUACUUUAUCGUUUAAAGAAGCAUGUCGAUCAACUGUUAUUAGGUAUUGUCCUAAGUCACGUACCAAACCAGAGGUUGUAGCAUGUUUAAGUGAAGUAGUACGUAAUGAUACUAUAACCGACUCUAAGCAUAAAGUAACAAAACCAUGUCGACAACAAUUACGUGCUCAGUUAUUGCAGCAACGAGAAUUCUUAGAUUUAGAUCCGGUUUUAAAAAAAGCAUGUCAAGAUGAUAUUACAAAACAUUGUUCUAAUAUGGAAUCUGGUUCAGCACAGGUUUUAGUGUGUCUUGAAAUGAACAAAAGCUUAUUAUCAGAUCAAUGUCACCGAGUAAUAUUUUUGAUUCAAAGACAAGAUUUGACUGACAGUUCAUCAGAUUAUGUUUUAUUAACAAAAUGCCAUAAAAUGUUGCAAAUUUAUUGUAAAGAAGAAAAUACCUCUCGGGCUUUGAGCUGUCUAAAGAAAUUUAAACAUGAUCUUACGUUUGAAAAACAAUGUCAAUCCCUUGUAAUUCAACGUAUGAUUGAACAAAGUGAUGAUUAUAGACUCGAUCCAGCACUGCAUCAUAGUUGUCAAGCAGACAUAAAUUUAUAUUGUAGUCAAAUAUUAGCUAAAUUACGCCCAGAAUCUGAGUAUAAUGGCAAAGUGUUACAAUGUUUAAAAGAAAAGUUUCGGCAAAGAAAACUUAAGCCAGAAUGUGAGAAACAAGUAUCUGUUACUUUACGUGAAUCUGCAUUAAAUUACAAAUUAAAUCCAUUGUUACGAAGUCUUUGUACAACUGAGAUUAAAGAGCUUUGUCGAAAGGAAGAGCACAAUGAAGGCAAUGGUGAUCUAGAGGAUUCUGGACAAGUGGAGGAAUGUUUGAAACAAGCAUUGAGUCAUGGGUUAAUAGAUAGUCGAGCUUGCCGUUUAGAGGUAGCUGGAUUAAUUGAAGAAUCUAAAGCUGAUAUAAAUGUAGAUCCAUUGUUACAACGAGCAUGUUUUCUGGAUAUUACCAAGUACUGUGAUGAAGUCCCUCAGGGAGCUGGAAGACAUUUACAAUGCUUACAAUCAGUUGUUCAAUCCAAAACUAAAACGCUCAGUGCCAAGUGUCAUGACAUGCUGCUGCAGAGGAUGGAAAUGUUUAAAAACGCUAAAGCAUUGAUUUACCCAGAGAAUUUACAACAAUUAUAUGGACAAGUCGCCAAAUCACCUUCUAAGAAAUACCUAAUAGUCGUUUUAUUCACUUUUAUGGGAUUAAUAUUUAUAGUUGGUUUGUUUUGUGGCCGUGUAAGUCGAAGAAGUGCAAUUUCUAAAAAAAAAUAGAUUUUGUCAUUGGCCAACACUGAUAGGUAGCUUAAUUUAAAAUGAACAUAUUAAUUUUGUGAAUCUCUCCUUAUAUACAUAUAUAAAUUUUUAUUGAAUGUGUACAUUAUACUAUUUGAUAUUUACUGUUAGACGCAUUAAUGUUAACUAUUAUGAUAGUGGUGAUUUUUAGUAUAAUACAACAAACAGAACAAUUUGAGUUAAGUUAAUUGUUAAUUUUUGUAAUUUUUUAAACAUAUUAUGCUACGGUUAUAUUAAAAUACGUAUAAAAUCUUUGAUGUAAAAAUUCAAAAAUAUAUACAAGUUAAAUAACGAAAAAUAAUAUUAUCUAUUAUGUCUUAAGAUUCAGCACCAUGGAAUAUUUGUAUUAGAAUAGUAAAGAAAAUAUAUUAAGCUCAAAAUUUAUUUUAUAAGUUUUAACUUUAUGGUUUAUUUCUAUAUAUUUACUUUAUAUAAUUUUUUCUUCAUUAUUUUUAGUUUAAAAACCAAAUUAAAAUUGUCCUUGUAAGUUUUAACAUGACCAAACAUUAAAUGUAAUUGUUAUUGUUAGUAGAAUUGUGUCCUUUGUAUUGAGUCCAAAAAUAUUAUAGAAAAUGCUGGGUCACCACAAUUGGCGUGCUUGCUAAAUGCCUAUGUUAACCUUACUAUGUUAGUAUAUUGUAGUGACGGUCAACUUGUAUAAUUAUUUAUGGUCUUCCGAGAUUGUCAGUAAAUGCUCUGAAAAUUAAUUUACUAAUGAAUAUACUUAAAAAUAAUUGUAUUAAUUGUUGGAACAUUUUUAUGUAUAUUAUUGGAUCAUUUUAUUGGCAAGUACACUAAUUAUGGGAACUCAACUCAAUACUAAUGACGUUCUUACACAAUAAACAAUCUCGGUUAAAGUGGAUAUGCUUCCUUGGAUAUUUUAAAUUAUUUGUAAUGUACAUAAUAUUAUAAACUUAGUUAUACAAUAUACAUGAUAGAUAUUUGUCCAAUUUAAAUGUUUUGUUUAGGUUAAAUUUAAGUAUAACAAAGAGCACUUGAAUACUUGGUACAUUCAAUACAAAAAUGUAUACCCUUUUUAAAUAUUCAAAUCAUUCAAAACACUUGUUAAAUUCAGCUAUCAAAAAAGUACUCUAUUUACAUUUUUAUUUUUAUUUAUAAUUUUUAAAAAUCAAUAUAACAAUUUACGCUA